GCGCUCCCCGGGCGCGCGCCAUCACAGACGUCGGCCCACUCGCGCUCCCGCCGGAGGCUCGGCUUGGGUGGAGGAGGAGGAGACUGAGGUCGGUGGGCGGGUUGAAUGGCGGCGGCGUCUCCUCCUCCACCCGUCGCUUUUGCUUUCGGGACGGUUUCUGCCAUGGGUCGUUAUCCCGCUGCGUGGGCGCUCCUCCUGCUCCUCCGCCCCUGUUCGGGGACUGCCUACAAGCUGGCCGAGACAGACACAUUGGAAGUCACCAUCUUCUUUACAGAUGACCUCAGCCUACCAGAUGGGGCAGCCGAGUUGAAGAUUCAGGAUAGAAGCAUUGGUUACUAUGACACCACGUUACCAGGAGCUCAGUUUCACUUGGCUAACUUAGAACACUUCCGUAAAACUAUUGAUAGCCUGUUGGAAGAAAAUAAGGAAAACACAAUCGCAUUGGCAGAGCAGCUGAUGGAUCAGGCGAAGUUGUUAACCAACAACUCUCUCCCCCCAAAUGAAAUCGGUGAGCUCUAUCUGUACUUAGAGAAACCAGCUGUCUUCGGGGAGGUAAACACUUUGACCUGUUUCAUCAGCGGCUUUUUCCCACCAACCGUAAUGGUAACGUUACAGAAGAACGCACAGCCUGUCAAUGGCGAAGUUAACUCCUCACACCUCUCAUUUGGCAAAGAUUGGCGAUUUCAAGUGCUCCACUACACAUACAUCCAGCCAGCAGAAGGUGACAUAUACUCCUGUAGAGUGCUCCAUAACAUCAGCAAAGAGGAAAAAGUAAUUUACUGGGAACCAGAAGAACAAAGUCGUGCUGAAGGACUGGAUACAAGCCAGAUUGCUGUUUUGAUCUGUGGGCUGAUUAUAGGAAUACUUGGCACAGCAGCUGGACUCUACUUAUGUUUUCAGUUGCGACUGUCUGGCUGUGACUCUUGGACAGUCCGGAUCAAUCCCCCUUCUCAAUAAGAAAUGAAUCUGCAAUGUUUCACAGUCGUCUGUACCUUGCUCUGUCACAAUUAGGUGCACUCAGAUUUGUAAAUAUCAUUCUCUUCCGUCUUAAGCUGUUGAUUUUAAAUAUCAUGUUCCGAUUCUGAAAUUCUGUAUUUCAUCUGUCAGUUGUCCAUUUACAUGCUUAAUACUACAGCAAUCUCCUUCAGAUAGACAAGGUCACAGGCAGGUCGGGUCAUAAAAUGGAUGGCACAUUCGCUUUUAUAAAUCAAAGUAUUCAGUACAGGAGUUGCGAUGUUAUGUUGAAGUUGUACAAUACACCGGUGAAGCCUAAUUUGGGAGCAUUGUGUUCAGUUCUGGUCACCUACCUACAGAAAAGAUUUCAAUAAGAUUGAAAGAAUGCAAAGAGAAUUUACAAGGAUGUUGCUGGAAGUUGCAGGCCUGAAUUAGAGGAAAGGUUGAGUAGGUUAAGACUGUAUUCCCUGGAGCACAGGAAACCAAAGGAGUUUUGAUAGAGCUGUACAAAGAUAUGAGGGGUGUAGAUAAGGUAAUUGCAAGCAGGCCUUUUCCACUGAGGUUGGGUAAGGCUAGAACUAGAGUUCAUGGCUUAAAGGUGGAAGUGAAAUGUUAGGGGAAUUAAUUUGCUAAGGAAUUUCAAUUCAAGUUGGUUCACAAAUACAUUGGACACGGACUUCAAAGUGACUCGAGAAUAUCUUUAUUCAUGAAUAAGGAAGAAUGAUUUGCUAACAGUGAGAUCGCCAAGUUUUCUAAAGAAAAAUAGUCAUAGCCUUUUUUAUACUUACACACAGAAAGUCAAUUACAUCAAAGUUAAAGAAAGUUCAAUUCUGCCGAAGGGUCUGGGCCCAAAGCAUCGACUGUCCCUUUUUUUAUAGAUGCUGCCUGGCCUGCUGAGUUCCUCCAGCAUUUUGUGGAUUAUUGCAAGCGUGAUGAGAGCCGGGUGGCCCUACCAACACCUUCCCCACUCCCACAGAGGGGUCACCCUGGAAUCAUUGUCUACAGCCAUAGUCUCUUCACCGAUGGAAGGGACGACAACUACAACUAAAUGCAAUAAGGCUUGUUACUGGGCAAAAGUGAAAUUUGCUGUUACCUUAUUUGUUUGCCUUUACUUUUGCCAUGUCUUUCUGUGUUAUUUUGCUGUAUUUAACAUGUGCAAUAAAAUGAGUU
Messenger RNA from Mobula hypostoma (lesser devil ray), 2124 nucleotides. Its product is annotated as RLA class II histocompatibility antigen, DP alpha-1 chain-like. The record is from RefSeq and is a predicted model, not a curated record. NCBI's taxonomy places the organism in Eukaryota, Metazoa, Chordata, Chondrichthyes, Myliobatiformes, Myliobatidae.